AUGAAGCUUUUGGUUCUCUGUGUUGUAACUGUGCUUUUUUCUGUUAUAUCUGCUGCCAUUCCAUUUAAAGAAUGCGAUAGCAAAACACAUGUGAAGGGUGUCGGUGUUCUUGGAUGCACUGUGGCACCAUGCACUCUGAAAAGGGGAACAAAUGCUACGAUUGAAGUGGACUUUGUUGCUGACACAGCUGCCAAACAACUCAAAGCUGUAGUUCAUGGUAUCAUUGGUGGGGUGCCCAUUCCAUUUAAUCCCCCCAAUGUAAAUGGAUGUGUAGACUCAGGAAUCACUUGUCCAGUGGUGGCUGGAAAAAGCUACAAGUAUACCAACAAAAUUCCAGUUCUGAAAGAUUACCCUAAGAUAAGACUUGUUGUGAAGUAUGAACUUGUGAAUGAAAAUAGCCAGUCAAUGUUUUGUGUUGAACUUCCUGCUCAGAUCCAGUAA
Messenger RNA from Saccostrea echinata, 441 nucleotides. RefSeq names its product NPC intracellular cholesterol transporter 2-like. Gene Ontology annotation, molecular function: sterol binding. Gene Ontology annotation, biological process: intracellular cholesterol transport. Bases 1 to 441 code for a protein of 146 amino acids. NCBI's taxonomy places the organism in Eukaryota, Metazoa, Mollusca, Bivalvia, Ostreida, Ostreidae. The transcript has 4 exons. The record is from RefSeq and is a predicted model, not a curated record.